Sphenostylis stenocarpa is the source of this 1053-nucleotide messenger RNA. The record is from the annotation of a GenBank genome assembly. NCBI's taxonomy places the organism in Eukaryota, Viridiplantae, Streptophyta, Magnoliopsida, Fabales, Fabaceae.
AUGGGUGGUUGUCUCUGUUGUGAAACAAAGCGAUCAGGCAACUUGGGGCAAUCUGGGAGCACCCCACUUACCACAGGAACAAAAUCAGAGAGUAAAUCUGCAAAAGCAUUUGCAUUCGCAGAGAUUGCAAGUGCUACAAAGAAUUUUAGGCGACAACUUCUGUUGGGUAGAGUGGGUUAUGGGCGAAUGUACAAAGGUCAACUGAGUAAUGGCCAAGAUGUUGUGGUGAAACUGCUUCAGGAAAAUAGCAUACAAAGAGACCAAGAAUUUUUGGAUGAGGUUGAGAUGCUGUCUUUCUUAAGUCACCCAAAUAUUGUGAGCAUAAUUGGUUACUGUUGUGAACGUGAUCAGCGGCUACUUGUUUACGAGUAUAUGCCAUUGGGGUCUUUGGAUCAUCUCUUACACGAUCUUCCUCUUGAAAGGGAACCCCUUGACUGGAAGACAAGGAUGGAGAUAGCAACUGGUAUGGCAAAGGCAUUGGAGUAUUUGCAUGAUUGGGCAGACCAACCUGUGAUAUGUGGAAACUUAAAAUCAUCGAAGGUCCUCUUGGACGAGCAUUAUAAUCCCAAGUUGUCAGGUGUUAGGUUGUUUGGUCCCCUUGGUGAUUACGUUCACGGGUUAAGGCGAGGGGUGGGAAAAUCUUGUGCGAGUGCCCCAGAAUUUAUAACCACUGGUUACCUAACUACGAAAUGUGAUGUGUACAGUUUUGGAGUGGUCCUCCUCGAACUCAUUACGGGGCGCAAGGUUGUUGAUUAUGAAAUGCGUCAUCUUGUUAAGUGGGCGCGACCUCUUUUUGCGGACCGUAAUCAGUUCGAUAGAUUGGCCGACCCUCUACUUAAGGGGCGUUUUCCAAAGGGAGGGCUAUAUGAAGCAGUUGCCGUUGCAGCAAUGUGUUUGCAUGAAGAACCUGAUAGAAGGCCCGCGAUGAGGGAAGUCGUUACUGCUCUCCAAUACCUGGCCUCACGCCCAAAUGAUUAUACCAGACCUCGUCCACCCCCAUCAUCAUCAUCAUCAUCCCCAUACCCAACUGCUGUGGAUAUAACCUGCCGUUGA